CUCCAUUCGUUUUCUACUGUCGUCUCUGCCACCUUUCACGAACUCUGGCAGCAAGUGACGCAUAUUUUAAUUUGUACAUGCUUUAAUUUGGUUUAUUCCCUUUCGACAAGAAUACCCCCGCCAUGGUCCUUCAGGAUCUCGGGCGGCGAAUCAACGCCGCCGUCAAUGACCUGACUCGCUCCAACAAUUUGGACGAGAAGGCCUUUGAUGACAUGAUUAAAGAGAUCUGCGCCGCCCUGCUGUCCGCCGACGUCAACGUCCGCCUGGUCCAGUCCCUCCGCAAGUCCAUCAAGUCCAGCGUCAACUUUGCCUCUCUUCCUGCCGCCGUGAACAAGAAGCGUUUGAUUCAAAAGGCCGUCUUCGAUGAGCUAGUCUCCCUGGUUGAUCCCCAUGCGGAGCCCUUCCGUCCCAAGAAGGGCCGCUCCAACGUGAUCAUGUUCGUCGGUCUGCAGGGUGCCGGUAAAACCACCACUUGUACCAAGCUGGCCCGCCAUUACCAGAUGCGCGGCUUCAAGACUGCCCUCGUCUGUGCCGAUACCUUCCGUGCUGGUGCUUUCGACCAGCUGAAGCAGAAUGCCACCAAAGCCAAGAUCCCCUACUACGGUAGCUUGACGCAAACCGACCCCGCCAUUGUGGCGGCCGAGGGUGUGGCCAAGUUCAAGAAGGAGCGUUUCGAAAUCAUCAUUGUCGAUACUAGUGGUCGUCACAAGCAGGAAGAAGAGCUCUUCACCGAAAUGACCCAGAUUCAGACCGCCGUCACCCCCGACCAGACCAUCCUCGUCCUCGACAGCACCAUCGGUCAGGCUGCCGAAGCCCAGUCCUCUGCCUUCAAGGCCACCGCAGACUUCGGAGCCAUCAUCAUCACCAAGACGGAUGGUCACGCCGCAGGUGGUGGUGCUAUUUCCGCCGUCGCUGCCACCCACACCCCCAUCAUCUACCUCGGUACCGGUGAGCACCUGAUGGACCUGGAACGCUUCGAGCCAAAGGCCUUCAUCCAGAAGCUACUGGGUAUGGGUGAUAUGGCCGGACUGGUGGAGCACGUACAAGCCGUGACCAAGGACUCGGCCUCCGCCAAGGAAACCUACAAGCACAUCUCAGAAGGUAUCUACACGCUGCGUGACUUCCGCGAGAACAUCACCUCCAUCAUGAAGAUGGGACCCCUCUCCAAGCUCUCCGGCAUGAUUCCCGGUCUCUCCAACCUGACUGCGGGUCUCGAUGACGAAGACGGCUCCAUGAAGCUCCGUCGCAUGAUCUACAUCUUCGACAGUAUGACGGCCGCCGAACUCGACGGCGAUGGCAAGAAUUUCGUCGAACAACCCAGCCGCAUGGUCCGUAUCGCCUGCGGAAGCGGUACCACCGUCCGCGAAGUGGAAGACCUGCUCUCCCAGCACCGCAUGAUGGCCGGCAUGGCCAAGCGUGUCGGUGGACAGAAGAAGCAGAUGCAGCGCGCCCAGAACAUGCUCAAGGGUGGUAACAAGGAGCAGCAGCUCGCCGCCAUGCAGAAGCGCAUGGCCGCAAUGGGUGGUGCCGGCGGUGGUGGAUUCCCCGGUAUGCCCGGCAUGGGCGACAUGGCCAAGAUGAUGCAAAUGCUGCAAGGUCAAGGAGGUGGAGGCGGCGGUGGUCUGCCCGGUCUAGGUGGAAUGGAUCUACAAAGUAUGAUGAGCCAGAUGAGUGGGUUGAUGGGCGGUGGCGGUGGUGGUGGUGGAGGCCGCGGUAGAGGACGGUGAUUGUGAUGAUGACGAUGAUGCACGCAUUUCGAAACUCCUUUUUGAUUCAUGUUUUCGCGUUGUUACCAUUCCAUGAUUAUAUUACUACACCUGUGUCUCCGUCUCUUCUUUUCGUUUGAUUGUUAAGAGACUGAGGAUAUAUGCCUUGCUUCAGUUCAGUCAUCAUUCACCUCAUUCGUCGAUUGUAACUAGCAUAUGAUGGUGUUGGGCGUGACUUGAUUUUACUUUUGCUUAUCUUUUUUUUCUUUUUCGCUAAUAUCUGACUCGCCCUGUGGGGCAUAAAUCUAUGCUAUGGAAGCUUACUUUUUAUCUUUUCUGUCUUACAAGAUAUAUAC
This is a messenger RNA of Aspergillus neoniger CBS 115656, 2062 nucleotides long. RefSeq names its product RNA-binding signal recognition particle subunit SRP54. The record is from RefSeq and is a predicted model, not a curated record. Gene Ontology annotation, biological process: SRP-dependent cotranslational protein targeting to membrane; SRP-dependent cotranslational protein targeting to membrane, translocation. The coding region runs from base 123 to 1727 and encodes 534 amino acids. Lineage: Eukaryota; Fungi; Ascomycota; Eurotiomycetes; Eurotiales; Aspergillaceae. The transcript is spliced from 2 exons. Gene Ontology annotation, molecular function: GTP binding; ATP hydrolysis activity; GTPase activity. Gene Ontology annotation, cellular component: signal recognition particle, endoplasmic reticulum targeting; cytosol.